AUGGCAGACGAGAUCAAGUCCCCGUCGGUCAAUCACAAGACGCCGCAGCAGGCGAGCCUUGGUGAGAUUGUUGAUGCGCAGGUCGGCGAUACAGAGUUACUGGGAUGGCUGGCUGCAAGUGUCUUCAUUUUCAUCGUCAGUGUUGCAAUGGCCGAUAUGGCCUCAGCAAUGCCCACAGCAGGUGGUCUCUACUUCUGGACCCAUUACUACGCCCCGGACAAGCUCAAGAACCCACUCAGCUUCCUAGUCGGCUACAGCAACACAAUCGGCCUGAUCGGAGGCCUCUGCUCCAUCGACUACGGUUUCGCCAACAUGCUCCUCUCGAUGAUCUCCAUAUCGCGCGAUGGCAACUGGUCCGCUACAAGACCUGUCAUCUACGGCACGUACGUGGCAACUGUCUUCGCACACGGCUUCAUCGCCAUUUUCUUCGCACGAGUCAUGCCGCGCAUUCAGUCUCUUUGUAUCUUGCUGAACAUCGGGCUUGUCGUUGCGACUGUGAUUGCGUUGCCGAUUGGAAAGGCGCACAAUGCGCCGCCGGUGAACUCGGGGUCGUAUGUUUUUGGCGACGUGGAAAAUUUAACCACUUGGCCUGCUGGAUGGGCCUUCAUGUUGGCUUGGUUGAGUCCUAUUUGGACUAUUGGGGCUUUCGAUUCUUGUGUGCAUAUGAGUGAGGAGGCAACACAUGCUGCACGGGCGGUGCCGUUGGGUAUUAUCUCGAGUGCUGGGUUGUGUGGUAUCUUGGGAUUCUUGAGUUUGGCUGUUAUUGCGGCCUCAAUGAGUACGGAUAUUGACGGUAUUCUAAACUCGAAAUUUGGGCAGCCCAUGGCUCAAAUCUACUAUGAUGCUCUAGGCAAGCAGGGUGCCCUCGGUUUCAUGGCGGUCGUAGCAACUGUCCAAUUCUUCAUGGGACUGAGCAUCGUCCUCGCCGCUUCUCGUCAAAGCUGGGCUUUCUCCCGCGAUGGCGCCCUCCCCUUCUCCCAGUUCUUCCGCAAAGUCAGCCAGCACAGACUGAUGCUCUACCAGCCCGUGCGCAUGGUCUGCGGCUGUGUUGUUGCCGCCGCAGUCAUUGGUCUUCUAUCCUUGAUCGACAACGCCGCGGCCAACGCACUAUUCUCUCUCGCCGUUGCUGGUAAUGAUCUUGCGUGGCUGACACCUAUUUUUUGCCGCCUUGUUUGGGGUAAUGAUAAGUUUGUCCCUGGUGAAUUCUAUACUGGAAAGUUCAGUAAGCCGAUUGCUUGGACUGCGGUUAUCUACAUGGUUUUCGCAAUUGUGCUGUGCAUGAUCCCCACUGGUGGACCUAAUCCGACGCCGGAGGAUAUGAAUUACACAGUUGUUGUUAACGGUGCUCUUUGGCUUGGUGCGCUUUUCUAUUAUGCUGUUCAUGCUAGGAAGACGUUCAAUGGCCCUCAGACCACUGUUUCACCCGAAGAUGAGGGCAAAAGGAUUGAGGUCGAGGGCGAGACUUCGGAAAACGGUGGUCUUUAG
Messenger RNA from Penicillium maclennaniae, 1485 nucleotides. Its product is annotated as putative GABA permease. The transcript is spliced from 6 exons. NCBI's taxonomy places the organism in Eukaryota, Fungi, Ascomycota, Eurotiomycetes, Eurotiales, Aspergillaceae. Gene Ontology annotation, biological process: transmembrane transport. Gene Ontology annotation, molecular function: transmembrane transporter activity. Gene Ontology annotation, cellular component: membrane. Bases 1 to 1485 code for a protein of 494 amino acids. The record is from RefSeq and is a predicted model, not a curated record.